Molecule: messenger RNA, 321 nt
Organism: Rotaria sp. Silwood1
Lineage: Eukaryota; Metazoa; Rotifera; Eurotatoria; Philodinida; Philodinidae
Source: the annotation of a GenBank genome assembly
AUGAUUAUGAAUAUACACGACGAAUUUAAAGAUUAUUUAUCGGUUUUAACAACAAAUCUUAAAUAUUUUGCCCAUCUAUCACCAACACGAAUUAAUCUGUUUUCUCGAGAAGAUGCAGAAAAAAUAUGCUCAAUUGUUUCCGGUAUUGAUGGUUAUGACUUGUUAUUUUUCGAAAUGCAACUUCUCAAACCGAAAAUUGUGAAAUCCAACAAUAUUACAAAUGUAUUUAAUACAAUUGCUGUGGCUGAUGCUUAUCCACUAGCUCAAAAAGUUUUUCAAUAUUUACUUACUAUACCAGUUUCAAUUGCUUCCAAUGUUUGA